Ctenocephalides felis (cat flea) is the source of this 1322-nucleotide messenger RNA. Its product is annotated as endoplasmic reticulum-Golgi intermediate compartment protein 3-like. The record is from RefSeq and is a predicted model, not a curated record. The transcript has 7 exons. Bases 86 to 1237 code for a protein of 383 amino acids. Lineage: Eukaryota; Metazoa; Arthropoda; Insecta; Siphonaptera; Pulicidae. Gene Ontology annotation, biological process: endoplasmic reticulum to Golgi vesicle-mediated transport; retrograde vesicle-mediated transport, Golgi to endoplasmic reticulum. Gene Ontology annotation, cellular component: COPII-coated ER to Golgi transport vesicle; endoplasmic reticulum; Golgi membrane.
CAAAUCAAGUCUAUAACCUCAAUUGUAUGUCCAAAUGUAGAUAAAUAAAUAUUGUUGUUUAUAAUUUGAAUUAAUCACUGUUAUAAUGAAAAUAUUAGAUAAAUUGCGUCAACUUGACGCUUAUCCAAAAACUUUAGAAGAUUUCAGUAUUAAGACACCUGGUGGUGCUGCAGUGACCAUCGUUAGCUUUAUUAUUAUUGCACUCCUAUUUUUAUCUGAAUUGCAUACCUAUUUAUCACAAAACAUAUCGGAAGAACUAUUUGUUGACACCACUCGGGGUCCUAAACUGAAAAUUAAUCUGGAUAUUGUGGUACCUCAGAUUCACUGUGAUUAUUUGUCAUUAGAUGCUAUGGAUACCUCCGGAGAGCAACAUUUGCACAUAGAUCAUAAUAUUUAUAAAAGACGAUUAAAUUUAGAAGGAGAGCCCAUUGAAGACCCUAAAAAAGAGGACAUCAUGACAACAACUAAAAAAACAACAGCAGCAAAUAAAACUGUGGAAGUAUUGUGUGGAAGCUGCUAUGGUGCAGCACUAAAUGAAUCUCAAUGUUGUAACACUUGUGAAGAUGUUAAAGAAGCCUACAGGAUUAGAAAAUGGAAAAUAGGUGAUUUGAAUAGUAUUGAGCAAUGUAAAAAUGAACGAGUCGCUGACAAACUAAGGGAUGUUUUCAAAGAAGGAUGUCAAAUUUAUGGUCAUAUGGAAGUUAACAGGGUAGGAGGAAGUUUCCACAUAGCCCCAGGACAGAGUUUUGCUAUAAACCAUGUUCAUGUUCAUGAUGUACAACCAUUCUCAUCAUCAUCUUUCAAUACAUCACACCAUAUACGUCAUCUGUCGUUUGGAACAAAAAUAGACAGUGGAAAAACAAAUCCUUUGGACGGCACCAAAGUUAUAGCCACAGAAGACGCAACAAUGUUUCAAUAUUACAUAAAGAUAGUUCCCACCUUAUAUGUUAAAAAAGAUGGUUCCACAUUGCACACGAAUCAAUUUUCUGUCACAAGACAUCAGAAAAUAGUUUCAGUCAUGAGCGGAGAAUCAGGGAUGCCCGGUGCAUUUUUCAGCUACGAACUCUCACCACUCAUGGUUAAAUACACCGAGAAAGAACGUUCUUUCGGACAUUUUGCGACAAGUGUCUGUGCAAUAAUCGGCGGAGUUUUCACAGUUGCUGGCUUGAUCGAUUCUAUACUGUAUCAUAGUGUACGAGCCAUUCAAAAGAAAAUUGAAUUGGGAAAGUUUAGUUAAAUUAAUGCGAAUCCGAAUAGUAGAUAAAUGUAAAUACUUUUAUACAUAUAUGGAUGGAUAUAGUUGAUAUAAAGAAUUUAAGAUA